UCAGUCCCUGUGGUUGAUCUAAAUCUGUCAGAGCCGGUAGAGGGUGGGGGCGGGUGGCUCUAUCUACAACCAUAGCCCCAACCAGGCAAAGGGCAAGACAGUGACCACCUUAACUUGGUCUCUGUCUGUCUCCCCAGCUUCAUCCACUAGGACGGAAGCCAGCUCUCUGGAUCACCUCGCAAUCACUUGGAAAAGUUUUUGACUCCUGGAACCAAAAAGGGGGAAAUGCAGAUUUAAGUAAUGAGACUGGAAAAAGAGGUGUAGUGUUACCAGUGGGCUCGGGUUUUCCACAUAUCCUCAGCACCAGCCGUGCACAUGACGUUGCUGGAUUGGAAUUAAACACUGGGAUUAAAUCGUGCAAAGGAGUUGAGGAUCUACCAUAAAUAUUUCUUUUUCAUGGCAACUUAAUCUGCACAAAGGAUUUAUUAUUGGAAUUUUAUUUUGAAACAAUGACCGAUAUGGUUGAAGCACGGUCAGCGACCACCACCACCACCAUGGUCGUCGAAGGUAAGAACGGAGACGCUGGGGCGCUGUCUGCACGAGGACACAAGAAAAGUUUUUUAGAUGACCUCCACUCCACCUUCAGCUCCCCACUGGCCUGGAUCUUGGUUCUGGCUCUCAUCAUUACAUGGUCUUGUGUUUUUAUCAUCAUGUUUGACCUGAUGGACUACAAGACGGUGUCAGGUCGACCUCCUCUCGUCAGGAAGGUUUUAAAGGAUUCAGGCCGUAGAGGAGGCCUCAGCAAGAUCAGCUCAGACCCCGUGAAGGCGGUGAACGUUGCCAUGGAGGAAUCAUCUAACAUGAUUAGUGCGAUGUUUAAAUUUGCCGCCAAGCUGGUUGCUCCAGAAGACGAUGAAGGAACGCUAUACGCAGUGAGGAAAAAAGGAGAAUUUCUACCCUCCAGAAGUAAAGGUAUGUGCCUAUUGUUAGAUAGCUUAUGACUAGAAGAACAGGGAAACUUCUCAGAGGGGGAGGAGGAGGAGGACGAGUAUGCAGAAGAGGAGGAAGAUGAGGAGGAUGAGGAAUAUGAGGAGUAUGAAGAGGAGGAGUAUGAUGAGGCAUAUCAGAAAUAUUAUGAGGAGGAGGAGGAGGAGGAAGCUGAAGGAGAGGAGGAAGAAGGAGUGGAGGAGGAGGAGGAAGAGGAGGAAGAGGAGGAGGAGGAGGAGGAGGAGGAGGAGGAGGAGGAGGAGGAGGAGGGGGGAGCAGAAGCUGUGGAAGAGGAGGAGGAGGAAGAAGAGGAGGAGGGGGAGGAGGCGGAGGAGGAGGAGGAGGAAGAGGAGGAGGAGGAGGAGGAGGAGGAGGAGGAGGAGGAGGAGGAGGAGGAGGAAGAGGGAGCAGAAGCUGUGGAAGAGGAGCAGGAGGAAGAAGAGGAGGAGGGGGAGGAGGAGGAGGAGGAGGAGGAGGAGGAAGGAGUGGAUGAGGAAGAGGAAGAAGAGGAGGAGGAGGAGGCCGCGAAGGAGGAGGAGGAGGAGGAGGAAGAGGAGGAGGGGGAGGGGGCAGAAGCUGUGGACGAGGAGGAGGAGGAGGAGGAGGAGGAGGAGGGGGCAGAGGAGGCAGAAGGGGAAGAGGGGCCCAGAGAGGAAGAGGGAGUGGAAGCAGCUGCUGAUGAAGAGGAGGGUGAGAUGAAGGCAGAGGAGGAGGAAGAGGACGUGGAGGUAGCUGCUGAAGAAGAGCAAGAUGAGGAUGAAGACGAAGAAGAUGAGAAGGAACCUGAAGCAGCUGCAGCUGAGAUUGAUGAAGAUGAAGAUGAAGUGAAAGAGGAAGCAGCAGAAGAGGAUGAGAAAGAUGAUGAUGAGGAGGAUGAGGAGGAGGAAGAAGAGAAGGCAGAUGCUGCUGAUGAAGAUGAUGUGGAAGAGUCUGAACCUGCAGCUGCUGAUGCUGAGGAUGAGGAUGAGGAUGAGGAAGUUUCUCCUAAACCUAUCUCCACUUCUGAGGAUGAAGAGUCAGCAGUGUCCCCUGAUUCUGAGUCUGAAGUACCAGUUGACAUCAAAGACAGUGACGAAGAUGUGUCCCUGCCCGAUGAUGAUGACGAAAAAGAUGAAGAUGAUGAAGAUGAUGAAGACGACGAAGACGACACCAGCGCCGAAGCAUACACUGAUACCUCAGAUGUCAGUGAAUCUGCACUUCUCCCCAGUGAUGAGGAGGAGGAGGAAGAGAAGGACGAUGAUGACGAUGAAGAUGAUAGAUUAGCUGAGGGUGUUGCAACAUCUGAUAGCGAUGACAUCAUUGCAGAAGACAGUGAUGAAGACCUGGAUCUUGAUCUCCCUCCUGUUCCUGUUGCCAGUGAGGAUGAUGAAGAUGACGAAGACCUUAAAAUCCCUGAAGAGGAAGAUCUUCCACCUUUGCCCGUUGUCGAGUAUGAUGAUGAUGACGAGGAACACCUGGAAGAAGACAUCAAAGUUGCUGAAGACACUGAUGAAGAUGAUGAUCUGGACCAAUCAGAUGAGGACAUCUCCAUCGCUUCCUCUGAACACUUUGCAGACGAUGAAGAUGAGGAAGACACUGACCUCAAAGACCUUGACCUCGACCUCGACGUCCAUGUUGACCUCGACGAAGAUGAAGAUGACAAACCUGAUGAUGUCAUUGAAGAGGACAUCCAUGACGACGACGACGACGAUAAAGAAGAGGAGGAAGUCGAUAUCCCUCCUUUUGAGAGUACAGACAGCGGAGUCUUAGGUGAUGAAGAUGAAGAUGACGAUGUUGGUCUUAAGACAGAUGAAGAGACUGUCUUCAGUGAUGACAUCUCCUAUGACACAACCGAUGAUGAUGAUGAAAAAGAUGAUGAAGAUAUCGAUACCAGCUCAUAUGAAUUUACCUUCGAACAAGAAGUAGGAAAAGAAACCUUUGUUGAAGCUCUAAAAGAUGAAGAUGAAGAAGAUGAUGAUGAUGAUGAAGUCACAUCAGAGUCGUUAGCUCAUGAGGAUGAGGAUGAGGAAGAAGACGAUGACGAUGAUGUUGAUGACCUCUUGUUAGCAGCUGCAACUGCAGCAGCCUUCACUGUCCAGGAGGAGGCAGUAAAGACUGAGGCAGAUGAACAUGAGGGUGAGGGUGAGGAUGACAUCGAACCGGCUGCUGAUGAAGAUGAAACUGAGGAGGCUGAAACAGAAACAGUUGCUACCAUUCUGCCUGCUGCCCUUGAGGAGGAGGAUGAGGAUGAGGGAGAGGACGAGGAGCCGACGGCUGAACUAAAGAAAACUGUAGAUGAGCCUGAAGAUAAAAAAGAGGAGUACGAUGAAGACGAGGAUGAGGAGAAGGCGACGGUGGAUGUGAUCAAACCUGUGCCUGAACCUGAGGAAGAAGCACCAAAGCCUGAACCCACAGUGUGUCCCUGUAUCCACCCUGCAAAGAUCAAAGAGUCGGUCACCAAAGAGCCGGUCACCAAGACUGCAGAGAAAAAAGAAGCUCCAAGAAGAGUUUCAGCUGUGAGAAGAAGAAAAGAGCGUGAAGCUGUGAAGACGGAGGAAAAGCCAAAAAGGAAAGCAAUGCCCAGAAUUGCAGCUCUGGAGCCGAAAAUCAGGAGGAUUGCGAAAUUUCCUGCUUUUCUCAAAGCCAGGAAAGUGGAAAAGCCUCCCACCAAGACUCCCACUAAGACUCCCAAAAAAGAAAAAGAGACAGAGACCAAAAAACAAGAGGAGGUCCCAGAAUCUGGACAAGAACUCGGCCCUUGCAGACCUGCACCAGUCUACUGCCCGUCUCCACCUGGCUGGUACGUUCAUCACAUUGUCACAGACAACCCGUACCCUCCUCCAACCACUUCAGCUCCCUCUGCUCCUGUUCUGACCGCUCACCCUGUCCAUCCCGGAGCUCCACCUCUGCAGCCUUUUUACCAGCAGCAGCAGAUGCAUCCGCUCUACGCACAGUAUCAACCAUAUCCACCGAUGCAGCCAAUGCCACCAAUGAUGCAGCCUCAACCAGAACCAGCGCAGCCAGUCCCACCAGUUGAACCGGUCCAGACAGAAGUCAAGGAAGAAGAGGCUCCUGUUCAGGCUGAGGUCGUAACUCCAGCUGCUGAGGCUCAGCUGGCUGUAGCUCCAGUCAAGGAACCAGAGACUGUUAAGGAGGAAGUGAAGGCUCCAUCCACAAAGAAAGCUGAAAAGAAGAAAACCAAGGCUGUUGAUUCAGCAAAAGAGCCAGCAGCAGCCAAAGAGAAGACAAAGAAAGAUGCUGCUGUUUCAAAAGACAAACCCAAAGCUAGCACUACAAAGAAAGAACCAACAGCCAAAAAAGAGAAAACCAAAACUCCUGUACCAGCUAAGAAAGAGCCAGCUGUAAAAGAGAAAGCCAAAAGUCCUGCACCAGCUAAGAAAGAGCCAGCUGUAAAAGAGAAACCCAAACCUGCUGCAGCUGCUAAGAAAGAGCCUGCGGCUACACGACAGAAGAGCAAAUCAGCUUCUGAAAAGAAAGAACCAGAACCACGUCCACAGCCGCUCAGAGUGAGACCGAGGCUAGAAACUAUGAGGAGGGCGAAUGUAACCUCCCAUGCAAAGGAAGAGAAACCUGCCAGAUCUUCGUCUGAACCAGCUAAGGCUAAAUCAAAAUUAUUGGCAGAGCAGAAAAGCAAAGCUGAGAAGGCUGAGAAGAAAUCUGUCAAAGAGGCUGAAGAUAAAGAGAAAAAAACACCACAGCCGAAAGAAUCCCAGACUGAAGAAAACAUUACAGAAAAGAAGAAACCAGGCCAGAGAUACUUCCAGUGCAUUUACGUCCCUGGUAAAAAUGCACAGUACCCCUUGCGACCUUUCACCCCGCCCAUGUCCCCCGCCAUGAUUACCCCUGCAAUCAGGUCCAUGAUGGAGCAGCAGCAGAGAGCAGCAAGGGCGGCGGGACAAUAGGACAACCUGAACUCUCACCUCAUUUCUGAUAGCACUACAUCUCCCAGUCCAGCAGGGGGAGACAUUUUAAAUCUGUGGAAUUCUUAAAUCCUGAGGAAAAAACAGACACAGUUAAGAGUGGACAGAAUGAUUUUGUCUUUAAUUUAUUUAUGUACAUAUUUUCUCUCUAUGUGGUUGAGCUCCUGGGGUUUCUGAUGAUAUUCCCCAUUUUCCUCACAGCUGAUAGUUGUCACCGUCACGCUUUGCUUGUGCCUUACAAUGUCACAAAUCUCCAAUCAAGGAAGCAUUGUAUAAAUAUUCAUAACUAUGUAUAAUGUACAUAAGGAUUAUAUUAGUAAUUUAGGCUGAAAUAAACAUAAACAUCUUUAGCAUGUUGUUUAUAUUAGUUUACUUUUUCAGUCUACUUUAAAAUAAGGUUUCCAUGGUACCAUAUUUUGUUAAAUUUAAUAUUUAUAAUUUAAGGCAUUUGCACUGACAAACAAUUGUUAACAGUAAAAAAGCACAUAUUUAUUCUGUUUUAAAAUAUACAAGAAAAAAACUGAUAAUACUCAAACAAAAUUAUUAAUAAAUACAAUCUGAGGCAGUAUUUUGCAUCAAAUAUUACAAAAAAAUAAAUCAGGAAACUUAAAAAAAAAAAAGCAACAAAAAGAAAAUCUACCAUUUUGUUUUUGGAUUUUGAAUGGGAUUAAAUAUUACUUGAAAGACAUGUCACAUAUUUUUAGUUGUUUUGGUUUUUUUUUUUACUUUGAGAGCCGUUAUCAACAGCUUGCAUCCUCUUGUUUUUAAUCACAGAUUUAAAUCUUGCGUACUGUAACACAACCAGGUGUUUUUUGCUGCUUCGCUUCAUCUGCAACAGAUUAGCAUGCAAAUGAUUGGAGGGUCAAACCCCAGGAGCUCCCACAUUUGAUCCAAGCAGCCUCCUUGUCUCUGAUCGCGAGCCUCAUCAACAUGUUAAAUGUUGCCGAGUGAUUAAUAAAGAUGAGACAUUUUCUUCUCAGAUGACCUGAUAUCAUACAGGAGUGAAGAGGAAGGUGAGCUCAUUAUGUACAACAUGCUUGAUUUAAAUUAAAGGCACAACACUUUAGUUUAAAGAGAUGUUUCGACACGUUUAAUGUAUUUGUUGGAUGUUUUUCAUUCCCAGACACUGACAUGUUUGUAUUAAAAGGUUGCUCAUUUAAAAAUGUUCUUAACUUCAAACAGGUGCAAAUAAGGGCUUGAAGUUUACAAUACAUGGUCCCCUCUUAUAAUACUAAUACUCAUUUAAUGCUUGAAUACUUUUAGUUUUAUAAAAUGCCAUUUAUUUCUAUUUCCCAGUCUUUAAACCUGAAUUGGUCCUUGGUGACAAGCCAGCUUUGUUCUUACGAAUGAAGUGCAGUUGAUGGAAUCAGCUUGUUCAGAGACAGGGAGUCUGCACAGGACGACUUUGAUGUGACCAACUAAUGAGACGCUGUGAUGUCUGCUACAGUGGAUAAAUGUCAUGUUAACCAUCAGCUUAUUAACAAAGCCUGAUACAUUGUCAUAUUUUCAGUUACCUCACUUGCUCUGGUUUUGCACCUUCACAACAACGCUGCCUUGUUGUCGCUGCAAAACUGUUGCUGAGCAUUAUCGGCAAUUUGCUGCUGUCUUACUGAAUGAAAACCUUGACUACAAAGAACCAAAAGGGUGUCUCACACUGGGCUUAAUCCUGGGAUAAGACCCAUAUUAGUCCAGGGCCUGCUGUGGUGUUCGCCCCAAACAGUUUAUUCACACUUACAGUUCCUAAGCUGCAAAAUUAAUUCCUCAGUGGUUUGCAGUGUGAGGCACUUGCCCUAUUGUAGUGGUGACUUACAGAUUAACGCCUUGUGGACCGACUAAUCCUAACUGUAUUGCAGGUCUAUCCACACCUUUUUCAGGGUUGUCCCCUAUAAAGUCUUAAGGUGUGUUCAGACUGAGCCCAAAGCUGAUUUCAGAAGCAAUGCAAAUGCAAACAAAAUCAGUGGAAAGAUGUGAGUGGAUGUGAAGAGUUGCAGAUUCAGUCUAAGUAACGCAAAUGCUGAAAUGCUUCCAUUCGAGCAAAAAAUGUGCACUUAUCCUGCAGCUGUGUGACUCAGCUGCAGAGACAAUAAGACAAACUGAGGGGAAAAUAAGAGAGAACUGGAGUUCCUGUUAUGGUAAUGUUGCUACCAAGCUAACAGCAACAGCCCGUAGAGUUUGUCAAUGGGUAUUCAAGGCAACUAAUUGCGCAAUAAAGUGGGGGAAAAUGCUUCGUGCUCACUCUGAAUGCAUCUUUUAAGUCACUGGUGUGAAUCCGGGUUGGAACCAAAGCAAUCUCACCUAGCUGUUUGCUGUUAGCGUACUGAUUUUUGAGUGUGAAUAUUUAACCUGAGGCUUGAUGUAAACUCUGGGUUAAUGAGUCCAAGUGUGAAAUGAGGUUAAGCUAGCCCUGGGCUGCUUUUUGUUGCCCCUGCAGGGUUUAGGUCAACAGGCCUGAAAAUGUAAGUGUGAAGAGUCCUCAUGUUUCAUGGCCAAAUGAGAUCUGACAACCUUUUACAGUGGCGACCCACUGUGAGUAUGUGGUUGUUGGAGUGGCAUUUAAAACACACCUGGCAUUGCUGUGCACUUCAGGUGUGUUUGUUUAUACAGGAAUUAUUCUUAAAAUGAAACCUAUUCCAGUGGGGGGAUGCAGUGAGUAGAUAGCUGCUCUGGAGGCCCUGAAACGUCAGUUGCACUGCAGCUGCAUGAUAUUAACAGACAGUAAUAACACCAUGCAGCUGCAGCUGUCUGCUGUAAUUAUGUUUUUACAUCUAAUCUAAUGUCACUAGGCUGUAUACAAGUUUCACAGCACGGGGUUUACCCUUGACUCCAUCUGUGAUCACGUUUGAAAUAUAGGUACAUAUGUUUGUGUAAUGAUGUUAAGAGUGCGUUUUUUUUUCCCUGCAUGUUGUUACUGCACUGCAGCAGUUGUGAAUGGGUACAGCAUGUACACUUGAAGCAAAAAAACAUCACUUAUCAGUAUGUUUCACUUUGAUUUUUUAGUAGUUUCAACCAUUUGUUGAUCUAUUUUUCUGCAGAAACAUUUCGACCUGAGUUUCCCAUAUUUGUUGGUCAGUAUUUUCCCAUAUAUCACAGUGUAAUGCUCUAAAAAUCAAUACUUUGAUCAGCUCAGACGCACUACUUGGCAUUAAAGGUUUUCUAUGGAGUUUUUGACCACUAGUGGUGCUGUAGAGCAAGGUUGUUUUGAGGAGCAGGUCCACGAGGACGAAACACAACGCAGAUAAACUUCAGCUUUAAACCUUUUAAAGUUGAUGUAUUGAAGCUAACAUUUUGGGACAUGCUUACCUCGGAAAUGUCUGGUUACCCGAGUAACUCUCGCUCCCUGGGUACUGAGUGAAGUUCAAACUCCUCAGGUGCUUGCUGGGCUUUUCCUUUCAAAAACAGGCAAUACUUUUAAAUGACAGCGGCGAUAAAUGCUUUGCGAUAUCAAUUCAUUUCACAUAAUUCCCAUUACUUACGGUUGGUGGUAAUUUACUGCAACAUUAGCAUAUCAGACAUGACGGGUUUUUUUUCGAGCAUGAAGGUCAGUUUAGAAACAUGACCUGUUCAGAGAAUUAAACAGCAAGCAACGAUAAAACAUGAUCUAAUAAAUAAAUUGGAUUUGAGCAUAAGAUUUGCAGUAGAGCAUAUGUUGUUAAGUUAAUUUGAGGCCAACAUGCGUAAUGGAGUGAUACUAUUCCAAUCAACUCACUGUGUUUGCUUCGUUAACUCACUAAAAUGGUGUACACGUGUAAAACGAGGGUAACCACACUGAACCCCUACUGUAAGGAGAAUUCAGGGGAUUUCAAACCAGGUUUAUGCCAUGUGUGAACCCAGGAGAACAAAGAGGAACUGCAUUUAAGUUUUACACUUGAUGCAGUAUCUGCAUUUUCAGAGUAAUAGUUUAAAAAACCUUUGAAAUGAAAGAUUUUAAAAUAUUUUCAGAGGUGUUACUGAAUGUCAUGGCUUUGUUUUUGUGAAUGGGCUCGACAGGAUUAGUUUCAGGUCAGUGGGAAAUAUGAAUGUGUUGCAAUAAGAGCAGAUUAAUUGCUGAGGACGAGCGAUUGUUAAUGUUGUUUUAGGAGAAUUUUUAUCCACUGAACAAGUAUGGUGUGAGGUUGUUUGGUUCUUUUAGAACAAUCACUUAUUUUGUUAACGAGUUCUGAUGUAAUUUGCAUGAUGGUGUAAUUCACACAAGCAUCACUCUCCAGUGUAAAAUACACAUCAACCAACAGUCAGUCAGAAGCUGUAUAAAGACUGUAGAUAAUAUUUAUUUUAUUUGUUGCACUCCAGAGAUUGAUCACCUCGUUAGGUCUCACACUGAAAGACAUUGAAUUCACACACUGGUCUGCUCAGAAAAAAAAAAAAAAAAAAAGUAAUUUGUUUCAAUUAAAGAGGAUAUUUCUGUGUUGUUGAAUAUCAUCAGACUUCAAUGUGGGCAAUAAUUUUAACAGUGUUCCCUAACGAGACAGAAUAAACUACCUGUUGCAUGUAUGAUAAAGCAGAGGUGUAUGAUGUAAUCACAUGAGAAGGCUAGCAGCCUGACUCAAUCACUGUUUUUAGACAUUUCAGGAGCCACUUAAAUAUCACAAGUGACAUUUUAGGCACUUAAGGGACUCUACUGAGGAUGUCUGCUGUGGUUACAUGUAGAAUACACUCACCAAAAUGCAUUUUGUGGGUCAUCAUUUCAAUAAAUAUUUGCAGAAAUUUGCAAGGCCA
This is a messenger RNA of Epinephelus lanceolatus (giant grouper), 9560 nucleotides long. NCBI's taxonomy places the organism in Eukaryota, Metazoa, Chordata, Actinopteri, Perciformes, Serranidae. The record is from RefSeq and is a predicted model, not a curated record.